GAGAGUGUAAGUAGAAGGAGGGAGAGAGGGAGGGGAGAGAAAGAGAGAGCAGCAGCAGCAGCAGCAAGCUGAGGCUAGCUUAGCUUGGUGGUGGCUUGGCCGAGGGGCCCGAAGAGGGCAGUAAGCGACUCGGAGCAGCGAAGAGCGAGUGAGAUUUAGGGCCAGGAGAGGAGGGGGAGGAGGAGGAGGAGGAACAGGCGGGGAGAGGCAGCAGGAGGAGGAGGAGAGGGGAAGUGUCACGAGACGAUUGAUAGAUUGAUUGAUUGAUUGAUCGGUUCAUUCAUUGGCUGGGGACUGAUGGGAAGAACGGGAAGGGGGACGGGACGGGACGGGGAGGCGAAGGGGACGGGGCCUGCUCCGAUUCAACAUGGGCGUCAGGUAGUUGGGAAUGGGGUAUGACUGUGUGCUGCUCUGCUGCCGAUCCUGCUGGGAAUAGGUGCUGGUCGUGCAGGUAGUUGAUUGCAGUGCAGAGCAGUGCAGUAGAGCUGCUGCUGCAGCACAGAGAGAGAUAGAGAGAGAGAGGGAGAGAGAGAGAGUGGUAGAGAGCGAGAGCGAGGGAAGGAAGAGGGAGAGGCGGUGGGGUACAAUCAAAGAAACAAAGCAAGUGGGUGGGGAGCGAGGGAGGGAAAAGGCCAGGAGACGAAAGGCGAGCCCGGCCAACCAGCCAGCCAAAGCCAAAGCCAGCAGCAGGAUUCAGUUGGAGGAAAGAAGAACGUACGCUCUCGCUCGAGAAAGGAAAAGUCUCGUGACUCAGGCCCUUUGACGGGAAGGGGAAGGGGAGGGGAGGGCAAGAGCGAGAGAGAGAGGAGAAGAGGAGGACGAGGACGAGGUCGAGGACUUUGGAGGUCUCGGAAGAAAGACGGACGGAUGGAUAGCAGCGGCAGUAGCAGCUGAACUGAACUGAACCGAACCGAACCGAACUGAACUGAAGUGGUCUGGCCGGCCGGGCCUGGCUGGGAGGCUUUAAUUUCGAUCCUGGAUCAGGCGGUCGUGUGUUUGUUUGUACAUCUCAAUUUUAGAUGCUCAUGUUGAUGCCUGCUCUCGGACAGUAGACCUUUUGCUGGGACCACAUUUAUCAUCAAUAGAUCCUGAUUCUUCACCGCUACCAGCACCCCUCCCUGUGCUCUCGCGCACCUUGCGAGGCAGGAAGAGGACGCAGGGCGGUUUGUGCAAGCACCUCCUCCUCUCAUCGGCUUUCUUUCUUUCGUGCUUUCUUGCCUGACCCCUCCCCUCUCCUUCCCUUCUCCCCUCGCCUGUCCAUCUCUCUCUCCCUCUCCCUCUCUCUCACUCUGUCUCGAUCUCUCGCUCAUCCAUCUCUGUUCUCGCGACCUCUACCUCCUUCACCAUCACCAUCUCACCACCACCACCACCACCGCUACCGCCACCACCACGACCCCUGACAUCGCCUCGUCGACCACGAAAGUAGAAACUUGCACAAGAGGUCCAGUGGCACGGCCCGCACUCGGAUCUCAAGAAGAGCAGCGGCCAGCCAGCCAACUCGCACCACCGCCGAGCCGCAUUCGGAACCGGAGAACAAGUUGUGGGUCGCCGGAGCGGACUCUUAGAUCAGAUAGAGAGCCUAUCAGCGUUUCUCGGAUCCCUCAUAUCAGUGCGAGAAGGAGCCUGGCCGAAGGCUUCAGCCCGCCCCGGCCUUCCGUGGGAGCAGAGCAUCUGAAGAUUCGUCGGCGAGAGGAGGUUUGUGGAGAGAUCGGCUGUGAUACCGAUUCAAUUUUGACUGGGGCCCGUGAAUCGAUCGAAUUAUCGUAGUAAACUGAUGAGAUAAUGGAGGGGUCGAAGCACGUGGAGGAGCUCGAGGAGCAGCAACGAGAUCUCGGGAGAACGCACGGGCAAGAGCAAGAGCAAGAGCAAGUGCAUGAGCAAGAGCAAGAGCGAGAGCAAGGGCAAGGGCAAGGGCCAGCAGACGGGGACGGCGCAGAGCAGCAGCAGGAGAUUUGGUGCAAGCUGAAGGACAUGUUCAAGAGCGGCAGCGGCAGCGGCGACGACGAAGAGGUGUGGAUGGAGAGAAUGCUGAUUCCGGGAAUCCCCGACGAGCUGGUGCUGGACUGCAUCUUCACCAAGGUUUCAUGGCAGCAGCUGCUGACGCUGUCGUCGGUGAGCCGCGCGUGGCGCGCCACAAUUCAAAGCCGCGAGGUGUACCAGGCGCGCAUCCGAACGGUGUGCACGCAAGUGCUGGUGGCGGUGCUGCACAAGGUGCGGGCGCCCAAGCCCCCGCCCGUGACGCUGGCGUGCCCGCACUCGGAGGAGGAAGAGGACGAGGAGGACGAGGAAGAGGACGAGGAGGACGACGAGGAGGACGAGGACGAGGACGAGGAGGACGAGGAGGAAACGACAUUCAUGCGCGCCGUGGAGGAGAUCUCGAUGGAGUCGUUCCAUGCGCCCGAGUACACCUACACGCUCAUGGGCGACGACGACGACGACGAGCUCAAGGAUCGCUCCGUGCCCGAGACGUUCGCCUACGCGCUGUCGCUGCACAAUCCGUGCGACGGAUCGUGGCAGCAGCUGCCGCCCAUCCCCGAGGUCGGGUGCGGGAUCCCUCUGUUUUCGGAGCUGGUGUGCAUCAAGGGCAAGCUGUUCGUGCUCGGGGGCCGCGAUCAGGAGACCUGGCAGCCGCGGCGCGAGGUGUACAUGCUGGAUCUGGUCGCCGGCAGCGGCGUGUGGCAGCAUUGCCAGAACAUGAUCACCGCGCGGGCGAGCUUCGCCUGCGGGGUGAUCGACGGCAAGGUGUAUGUGGCCGGCGGGCACAGCGAUGUGUCGUGCGCGCUGUCGAAUGCCGAAGUGUAUGACCCCGAGCUCAAUGUCUGGGAAGCUGUGCAGGACAUGCACGGCCCUCGGAGCUGCUGUACCGUGGCGAUUUGGGACAAAAACAUGUAUGUGAUCGGAGGGUACACGCUGUCGGAGUCGGAGGAGGACCUGGCCGCGCAGUACGAGGAGCUGGACGAUUCCGAAGACGACGAUGCCGAGUGGGCCAAUUCCGCCGAGGUGUACGACGCAGCGAAGAAGGAGUGGCGGCAGCUGGGCAACAUGAAGAACGAGUACGACGAGCAGGCCUGCACCGUCGUCAACGGCCAGCUCUACUCCUUCAGCACUCUGGGCGUGGAGAAGUUCGAAGCCUCGUCGAAUUCCUGGAAGCAGGUGUACAAGGACUCGUGGUUCAUGCCCUCCGGCGAUGGCUCCUCGCCCUGCUUGGUGCUCUCGGUGGCCGCGGUGGACAACGAGGUGUUCGCCAUGGUGUGUCUGGGCGACGAGUGCGACCGAGGGUGCACGCUCUUGAAAACCGUGGGCUUCGGAUUGCCCGGUUCCCGGCUCGUGUGGCAAAGAGUCCAGUGCCCUGUCAAGUUCGUGGGUGCAUUCCCAGCUCUGUGUGCUGUGGAGGUAUGAGCAGAGCAGAGCCGCUCUUUGCCUUCCCCGCCCACCCCCAUACAAUCCAGUCCAAUCCAAUCCAACACGACCCAACCCAAAAUUAUGGCACGCAGCGGACAGUACGAACGGGAAGGUGGAGGCAGCCCCCCUUGAGAUGGCCUGAAUGAUGCAGCAGCAGCAGUAGAAGAAAAGUCUGAGCUCUUCCUUGGAAGAAGAUCUGAUCCGGCAGAUGGGAUGUGAAUUGGAGGCAGGCAGGGAACCACUUUUUUGCGAUGCCUUCGGCAAAAUGGGGAAAGCACGACAACCUUUCGUACAACAUGGAGUUGUGCACGUGCUGUUGAUUGAAGUCGAGAAGCGAAGCGAAGCAAAAGCAGCAAAAGCGAAGCUUCAUUGCUAAUAUCAUGAAGCUUCUUCAUAAGAAAUGGAGGCGGAGGCAAUCACUAUUUGGAUAAAUGUCUAGCAUGUGGGUUUCUGUACGUCUGCACCAACAAAGAGGCUUGGCUCAUUGGCCCAAUUGCCUCGCAAAAUUGAAGCAAUCUCUUUCAACUGAGAACCGAAUCUCAGCUAUCAAUCAAAAUGUCAAGAAAGUUCCAUUGAUAUUAGUACACUCCGAUGGGCAAAGGGCUGCUUUGUUACCAAAGAAAAAUGUACAUCUUGUAUAGAGAGGAACUAAUGGAGCUGUGCAGCCAAGUUAGUAUUCCGAAAUUUUUGCCGCCGAUAUCAACUACAAAAUAGUCGUACAAAAUAGUCCUUUUCAUAUUUUUUUUUCUCUAGGUGGCGUAGAAUUGUCGUCAAGCUUCUAUGGAAACAAAUUCGUAGUUAAUGUUCUGCUUCACAAAAACGGAAAGGCGCCUACCGCCAUUGUUUGAGGAGAUCUCAGAAGAAUUUUUCAUGUUUUUUUGUAACUUGUUCGGAGUCAGAAAGCAUAGUAAAAGGAUCAUUCUCUCAAGCUGCGUCUACCCGAGUCGAUACUGAGGGUGUUUUUCUCGAUUGCUACAAAUGAUUGUCAUCAAAUUUCGUCGAUUGCUGCCUGCUUAUGAUAUGCUGCGAUCAGUCACAGCUCUGAGAAGUAAGUGACAGGGUGUGGGUGAAGCUGAUUUGACCCUCGUGGCAAACGCGGUCGAACAGGUCACGCAUUUCACUGGAUAGCAUUACUUCUCUAGAAUAACUGUUUCUGCUUUGGCAGUUGAUAAAAGUGCAUGGCAAACCGGAAUCCAGAAAGAAUUCCCGUGUUGAUCCAAUUGCAGUGCUUGGAGAAAUGUGUAUUCUGGUUCUUUGCCUCAGGCUUGUAGUUUUUAUUUUGUUUCUCAAGAGUCUGAACCGAGAGUCCCUGAAUCCCCGGGAUGCUCGGAGGGUAUCACAUUAAUUUGCUUACUGUACUUCACGUUGG
Molecule: messenger RNA, 4771 nt
Organism: Marchantia polymorpha subsp. ruderalis
Lineage: Eukaryota; Viridiplantae; Streptophyta; Marchantiopsida; Marchantiales; Marchantiaceae
Source: the annotation of a GenBank genome assembly